CACUGUACAGCAGCUCAAGACUUUCCUUGUAUUUUCAGACAUGGAGAUAACAGAUAACAAGGGGAAGAAACUCUGGCGACCUUCCUGGAAAGGGGUCCUUAUAACCCUCCUUGUGGGAUCCAAUAUCAUCCUCAUCCGUAUGAUUGAAGCUCUGGUUCAUAAAGGUCAGUCUCUGAACAAUGAGAUCAUCCAGUGUAAUGAGCUAAGGAUGAACCUCACCCAGUCAUCUACAGAUCAGCUCCGUGAUCGGGAGAACGGGAUGAUGGAAAUAAGGAAGAAGCUCUGUGGAGACACCAGCGAGGAACUUGGCGGGUGCACAGUGUGUCCCGAUGGUUGGUUGCGGCACAGAGAGAACUGUUUUUACUUUUCAUCUGGCAAAGAAUACAGAACAUGGAAUGAGAGUCGGGAAGUGUGUGAAGAGAUGGGAGCCCAUCUACUGGUCAUAGAGGACCGGGAACAGCAGGAGUUUAUAAAAAGAUUCAGCAGACUGCAAACAGGACAAACGAAAGACAAGUUCUGGAUUGGUCUGUACAGAGAUGGAGAUGGAUGGAGAUGGGUGGACGGUGGGCUCUAUAAUACCAGCCUAUUACACCUAUCAGGGUCUUCAGGAGACUGUGUACAAAUUCAUGCAACUGCUGGAUAUUAUAAAGGUGGCUGUCAAUCAUCCAAACAAAACUGGAUUUGUCAGAAGAGAUCCCUGAAGAUCUGACAGAUUCCUCCCAACAUACAGACACUCUGCUUGAUCCAUAAUA
Messenger RNA from Rana temporaria (common frog), 752 nucleotides. Its product is annotated as killer cell lectin-like receptor subfamily G member 1. The transcript is spliced from 7 exons. The record is from RefSeq and is a predicted model, not a curated record. NCBI's taxonomy places the organism in Eukaryota, Metazoa, Chordata, Amphibia, Anura, Ranidae. Bases 41 to 709 code for a protein of 222 amino acids.